UUCUUUUUUUUUUUCCUUUUUAUUUUAAUGAAAGAACAGAAUAAGCGAGACCGAAUAUUUCGCGAUAACCGAGGAAUGAACACAAUCUAUCUCAUCAGUGGGGGAAUCCCCAUUCCUAUAAACAAGGAAGGGCCCUUUCGCUCCGCUCAUCUUCUCCUUCCCUCCCUCCCUCCUUCCUUCGAUCUCUCUCAUUUUCACCAUCAAAAGCUCCUCCGAACGCAGCUGCGGGAAGAAGACAAGACAUACGGAGAAGAAGAAGAAGAGGAAGAAGAGGCAACAGCAGUGACGAGCAAAGGUCUCUCUUCCGCCCGGAUUCACCAUUUCCCUUCGGUAGCUGUUUUUUCCUUGCAAAAGGAGAGGCCUUGAUAACCAUAACAGAAGGUUGUUGGUCGGUGCCGUGUAGUCUUUGACUCAGAAUCGGGCUGUCAAUAGCACGCAACAUUGACAGCCCGAUUUCCUUGAACAAAAGUCCGAGGAACCCUUCAGAGAAUCAGGUGAAUCAAACUCUGCAUAUUUCGGGUUUCUCCGGCUCAGUACGGGUCCGUUAUAGGUCUUAAGCAUAAUCUAGAGACAAUUUGAGGGUUAUCUGUAAUCUGUCUAUUCAACCCCAGAAUGGGUUCAUUGUCCGGGAUCAUUCAACGUCCCCUUGUCGCAGCAGCUGCUGUUGCUGCGGCUUCUGUAUCUGUCGACCUCCCUGAUAGGUUCUCCCCUUCCAAGCCCGCUGAUACUUGCUCCGGUUCUGGUCAGAUCGUUUCAUCUCCCUCCGCUUCCCUGAGCGACUUGCAUUCCCCAUUGGUCUCUCAUAUCUCUGCCUCAAAGCUCUCAAAUUUGUCCUUUGUGAAGAAGAUCCAUGUCCCUGUCCCUGACAUUAAGAAGUACGCUGUCCCCAGUCUAGGGGCAGACAUUGCAAGGAGCCCUUUGAGCUCUUCUAUCGUGCCAACCUCAGCUCUUCAGAAUCUGUAUCAGAGGGCUGAUUUGGUGAAUGCACCGAAGCCUAAUGCAUUUGUUAUUAGCAUUCCUACCUCUGCCUCAGGAUCAGAGGAGGUUCUUUACAAGUGGCACUUGCCUGAUCCAAGUGCUACAGAUGUCUCCAGAAAUCCCUCCGAUUGCUCAUCUGCUAAAUCGAGGACUGUUGUGGUGUUGUUGGGUUGGUUGGGAGCAAAGCAGAAGCACUUGAAACGAUAUGCUGAGUGGUACGCUUCAAUGGGGUUCCAUGCAAUUACAUUCACCUUCCCGAUGAGUGAGAUUCUGAGUUACCAGGUUGGAGGCAAAGCGGAGCAAAAUAUCGAGCUGCUUGUGAACCAUUUGGCUGAUUGGUUAGAGGAGGAAAUCGGGAAAAAUCUUGUUUUCCACACUUUCAGCAACACCGGUUGGUUAACGUAUGGAGCCAUUUUGGAGAAAUUUCAGAAGGAGAACCCUUCUCUAGUCGGAAACAUCAGGGGUUGCAUUGUAGAUUCUGCUCCUGUAGCUGCCCCUGAUCCUCAGGUGUGGGCUUCAGGUUUCUCAGCAGCUUUUCUGAAGAAACAGAGUGUGGCAACCAAGGGAAUUACAAGUUCGACCGCAUCUAUCACAGAAGUAGCUUCGGUACCAAAACCUGCAGUCACAGAGGCUGCUCUGCUAUUAGUUCUCGAGAAGUUCUUUGAAGUAAUCUUGAACCUCCCAUCAGUUAACAAGAGGCUCUCUGACGUCCUUGAUGUACUAUCAUCACAACAGCCAAAAUGCCCGCAACUGUACAUAUACAGCUCAGCAGACAGGGUGAUUCCUGCGGGGUCUGUGGAGUCCUUCAUCGAGGAGCAGCGAAGGAUCGGGCGCGAGGUCCGGGCCUGCAACUUCAUCUCCACACCUCAUGUCGAUCACUUUAGAAACGACCCACAGCUAUACACAUCCCAGCUGACCCGUUUCUUGGAGGACUGUGUUUUAACUUGCUGCCGGAGCUCCUCAUCCUGACAAGUUAAAAACGCAAGUCCAUACAAGUGAUUUUUGCGUAAUCUGACAGAAACAUCUCCAUUAAUUUGUAAUUCUUUUCAAAACAAGUUACCAGAUAUAGAUGAUUUAUUGUCUCUAGGAAUUGUCAUUGAUCUGGGAAAUGUAAAGAUCAAAUUGAACAGAAAUUAGGAUAAAGAGGAUGAGAUUUCUGACAGCAUUUGUCAGUUAUACUGUACAUUCAAACAUGGAUGGGCAUAUCGGAUGAAGGAUUGUUUGGUCCCACAUUGCUCCGUUAUCUUGAUAAUGUUUGCCAUACUUCGGUGUUGGUGAUGUCCUGAAUUCGUAGCUUUGCAGCCUCAGAACAACCGACUUAUCUCGUAUGGGCACAUUGAUGAUAAGAUAAACUUGCAUGUGGAACUGGGUAUCUUCGAUAUCUUCCUUAUGGUAAUUGCUCAAUAUGAAGGAUUCUAUUGUUGAUUUUGUU
Punica granatum (pomegranate) is the source of this 2410-nucleotide messenger RNA. Lineage: Eukaryota; Viridiplantae; Streptophyta; Magnoliopsida; Myrtales; Lythraceae. The record is from RefSeq and is a predicted model, not a curated record.